Chenopodium quinoa (quinoa) is the source of this 1011-nucleotide messenger RNA. Its product is annotated as DNA damage-inducible protein 1-like. The transcript has 4 exons. The coding region runs from base 1 to 1011 and encodes 336 amino acids. Lineage: Eukaryota; Viridiplantae; Streptophyta; Magnoliopsida; Caryophyllales; Amaranthaceae. The record is from RefSeq and is a predicted model, not a curated record.
AUGGAACAAAUUAGUGAAGGCUUUUCUAGUCAAGUUCUUGGGACAGGAAAAGACUAUGUUGAUCCAAACCUUCUAUAUGGUUUAAAUCAUGAGUUCCGAAUCUAUAUUGAUGCUGCGUCUGGGGGUUCUCUCUUGACUAAGAACCCAACUAAGGUGAAGGAGCUAAUUGAGAAGAUGACGGCUAAUGACAACUAUCAUCCAGGAGGCCGAAAUAAUGUGAAGAAGGGAGGAAAAUUAGAUGUUUAUGCUCUAACUCUUUUGACUAGCUCUGUGCAGGCAUUGACAAGCAAGUUCGAUAGACUACAAGCUGGAUCAUCUUCUAGCUCACCUGAAACUUGUGAAAUACGUAAUUUGGAAGAUCCUCCCGUAAGGGAGCCAUUAAAGGAGGUUCUUGAGGGAGUAGUCACAACUGAGAAGGCGAUUGAUGGUAGUGUGAUUGAGGAAGAGCUAAAGGCAUCGUCUCCACCACCACCUGCUCCAUAUGUGCCACAGGUUCCUUUUCCACAAAGGUUGGCUCAAGCUAAGUUAGAGAAAAAGAUAUGCUCUAACAAGAAGAAGCUAGAGGAGAAUGCUACGGUUGCGUUGACUGCAGAGUGUAGUGCAAUUUUGCAAAACACACUUCUUAAGAAAUUAGGCGAUCCGGGUAGCUACUCAAUUCCGGUGAAACUUGGAGACAUAGAAAUCAACAGGGCAUUAUGUGAUCUUGGUGCAAGUGUGAGUCUUAUGCCGCUCUCUAUUUGCAAGAAACUUGAAAUGGGUGAACUAAAGCCUACACGCAUAUCUCUACAACUUGCGGAUAGGUCAGUCAAGUUUCCUUUGGGUGUACUUGAAGAUGUUCCACUUCGCGUGGGAAAAUUCUUUAUUCCAUGCGACUUUGUUGUGAUGGAGAUGGAGGAGGAUGCACAUGUUCCUAUUAUUCUUGGUAGACCAUUCUUAGCCACUGUAGUUGCAAUCAUUGAUAUGAAGAAUGGUAAAAUCACUUUUGAAGUAGGUGACGAGAAAAUGGAGUAA